This is a messenger RNA of Olea europaea var. sylvestris, 594 nucleotides long. RefSeq lists its product as uncharacterized. NCBI's taxonomy places the organism in Eukaryota, Viridiplantae, Streptophyta, Magnoliopsida, Lamiales, Oleaceae. Gene Ontology annotation, biological process: DNA integration. The record is from RefSeq and is a predicted model, not a curated record. The coding region runs from base 1 to 594 and encodes 197 amino acids. Gene Ontology annotation, molecular function: nucleic acid binding. The transcript has 2 exons.
AUGGGGUAUUACUUGCCAACUAUGGUACAAGACUCCAUGAAUUAUGUAAGAAAAUGUGAAGCUUGCCAAGUCCAUUUUUCAGCAGGGCGUGCAUACAUCCUCGUCGGAACCGACUAUUUCUCUAAGUGGGCCGAAACCGUACCAUUGAAGGAAGUAAAGAAAGAAAAUGUUGCAGAUUUCAUUCGUAUCCAAAUCAUUUAUCGAUAUGGUGUCUCGCGGCAUAUCAUAACUGAUAAUGUCAAGCCAUUUUGCAAUAGCCACAUAAACAAUUUAUGUGCAAAGUUUGGGUUCAAACAGUACAACUCUUCUAUGUACAAUGCGUUAGGUAACGGAUUAGCAGAGGCGUUCAACAAAACGCUAUGCAGUAUGCUAAAAAAGGUUAUCUCCAAAUCAAAAAGGGAUUGGCAUGAAAAAAUUGGCGAAGUCUUAUGGGCUUAUCGGACUCUAACACAAGCCACUCCUUACGCCUUAGUAUUUGGGGUGAAAGCUGUACUUCUUCUGGAAUGUCAAAUCCCGUCACUUCGAAUUUCCAUUCGAGAAGGUUUGACAACUGAAGAAAAUGCUCGUCUUCGAUUGGAAGAGCUAGAAGCUUAG